Molecule: messenger RNA, 6927 nt
Organism: Sander lucioperca (pikeperch)
Lineage: Eukaryota; Metazoa; Chordata; Actinopteri; Perciformes; Percidae
Gene: clasp2
Product: cytoplasmic linker associated protein 2
Exons: 46
Coding region: 771-5444 (1557 amino acids)
Biological process (GO): mitotic spindle assembly
Cellular component (GO): cytoplasmic microtubule; microtubule organizing center; mitotic spindle
Molecular function (GO): microtubule binding
Source: RefSeq, a predicted model, not a curated record
GCUUCGCCUGGUGAAUUCUGUGAAUUGCAGUCACCGGCAGCGCGCAAGCUUAUUGAGCCAGCGCCUCUUAACGGGUUUAGCGGGAGCGGCGAUUAUUCCUGGAUAAAGAGAAACCAGUUACCGCGGGACUGGAUCUGAGCCUCUAUUGUUGAAGUUUGGUGCAACUUUACCGCUAAAGGAAUCGACAGCUGAACGCUCGGCAGACUUUCCAGCCCGUGGGCAUGGAAUAGAAAAGCGGAGUGGAGCCAGGCGUUAGGCCUGCGGAUAACUAACGUUAGCUAGCUGAGCUAGCUGAUGGGAAGCAGUCUAUCCUUGUUUGGGUCGCUGUGCUAACUAGCUUGGUGCUAUUUUUGCUAGCAUAACAAUUAGCCAACCAGGGUUGCUGGCUUGUUUUGAUGUUGAUAUAUUGAAGGAACCUGCUGGGGUCCACUGCACUUGUUUCCUGAACUUUCUCGAAGUUUUAAGUUAACCUUCUGAGCUAACAUUGUAUAAUAAGCAAGCUAACAGUUAGCGAGCUUCGUCUUUGUCGUUGUUUUGAGCAGUGGGAUGCAUUGUGUGUUAAAAUAAUCUGUAACGUUAUAUUUAUUUUGUAAAAAGGAAUUGCAUGUUGAUGCUCAAACAUCAGUUCGACGCAGUCCAGACCGCAAAGUCUAUCUGUCCCUCCACGUUAUAAUUGAAAUAGUUUUCGGUCCUUUAGUCCCAGUACCACCGACCGCUGUCUCCUGUCUUUGGCCGGCUUCAGUGGCUGGCCACACGGCACCGAGUGCCAAAUGGAGGAACAUGACAACAUGGACUAUUUUUACCAGCAGGUAGUGCAGAAAGAUGUUACCCGUAGGUUGCAGGUCGGACAGGAUCUCAUUGACUACCUGAAUGACCCGCACCGGUCCCCGGACGUGGAGCAGGACAAACCCCGGCUGGAUAAGACCAUAGACGAGCUAACGGGAUGGGUGAACUCCAGCAAUUUCAAGGUGGCAUUGUUGGGGAUAGACAUUUGUGGUGCGUUUGUGGACCGCCUGGGAGAGCGGUUCAAAACAUACCUGGCCACAGUUUUGCCAGCUUUGGUGGACAGGCUGGGUGAUGGGAAGGACCAAGUCAGGGAGAACAGCCAAGCUGUCAUCCUUCGCUGUAUGGAGCAGACUGCCUCGCCCAUGUAUGUUUGGGAAAAGCUACUUCCUGGUUUUAAACACAAGAACUUCCGCAGUCGAGAAGGAAUUUGCCUCUGUCUCAGUGCCACGCUCAGCACGUAUGGAGCCCAGACAUUGAGCCUCAGUAAACUAGUUCCUCAUCUCUGCUCUCUGACUGGAGACCAGAACCCACAGGUACGUGAGGCCUCCAUAGCAGCAUUGGUUGAUGUUUAUCGUCACGUUGGAGAGAGGGUCCGCGCAGACCUGGCAAAGAGAGGACUGCCUGCUGCACGGUUACAGACGUUAUUCACUCGUUUUGAUGAAGCCUUGAAUUCAGGCAACAUGGCUCUCAGCCCUAAUCACGAUCGUAGUUUUGAAGAUGAUGACAGUGUGGAUGGGAUUCGUUCUUCCUCAGCCCAGGCUGCCUUCAAGGUGCCAAAAGUUCCCAAGAAGCCUGCAGAGUCCUCCGCUUCACGCAGGCCCAGCGCUACCAGUGGCAAGCUUGUAUCCAAGGAAGGUGCUGGGGGACUUGAUGAAGAGGACUUCAUUAAAGCCUUCACAGAUGUCCCUUCUGUCCAGAUUUACUCCGCGAGGGAUCUCGAAGACAACCUGAAUAAGAUCCGUGAGGUCUGCUCCGAUGACAAACAUGAUUGGGACCAGAGAGCCAGCGCUAUGAAGAAGAUUCGCUCGCUGUUGGUUGCGGGCGCAACCAGCUACGACUGUUUCUACCAGCACCUGCGGCUACUGGAUGGAGCCUUCAAACUGUCAGCUAAAGACCUGCGUUCACAAGUUGUCCGAGAGGCCUGCAUCACUGUGGCCCACCUUUCAUCAGUGCUGGGGAAUAAAUUUGAUCAUGGAGCGGAAGCCAUCAUUCCCGUCCUUUUCAACCUCAUCCCCAACUGUGCAAAAGUCAUGGCCACCUCUGGCGUGUUGGCUAUCCGCACCAUCAUACGGCACACCCACGUCCCCAGGCUCAUCCCCCUGAUAACCAGUAACUGCACAUCCAAGUCUGUGUCUGUUAGAAGGCGCGGUUAUGAAUUCCUAGACCUUCUACUACAGGAAUGGCAAACCCACUCUCUAGAGAGGCACAUGGCAGUUCUGGUUGAGAGCAUCAAGAAGGGAAUUCGAGAUGCAGACUCGGAGGCCAGAGUGGAGGCCCGCAAGGCUUACUGGGGUCUGAGGAACCACUUUCCAGGGGAGACCGACGCUCUCUACAACUCCUUGGAGCCAUCGUACCAGAGGACCCUUCAGUCCUGCCUGAGGAGCUCUGGCAGCGUGGCCUCACUUCCCCAGAGUGACCGCUCCUCGUCCUCCUCUCAAGAGAGCCUCAAUCGGCCUCUGACUUCUAAAUGGUCUGCAGCUCCAGGGCGAGUCCCUGCGGGUUCAAAGGGUGGGUUGUCGUCGGCUUCCUUGCAGCGCUCCCGUAGUGAUGUGGAUGUAAACGCAGCAGCAGUCGCUAAGUACCGGCACGUCGGACAGACCAGGGCAACAGGGCGUCUGCCCCCUGGCUCCUACUCCUCACUGGAUGAUGCCUCUGAUAAAACGGAUGGGACCAGGUCAGACAAUGGCCGUGUACGUACCAAGCAGCCCUUAUCCACUGCCAGCAGCAUGUCUAGCCAGGUGGACUCACGAGGACGCAGCCGCACCAAGAUGGUCUCCCAGUCACAACGUUCCGACGAAUCCGAUUGCACACCAGGAUCUCAGUCUGCUACCCCUGUUGGUGCUGGCAGUCGGAGUGGCUCCCCGGGUCGUGUGCUGACGAGUACAGCCCUGAGCACCAUGAGCUCAGGGGCCCACCGGGUGCUGGCUGGGUCCAGUGGGGACAAAAACAGACGCAGCCGCAUCCCCCGCAGCCAGGGCUGCUCCAGAGACUCUUCCCCCACCCGCCUGUCUGUUGCUCCUUCCAGCAUUAGUUCCAUCUACAAUGGAGCAAGCAGAGGAGCUCGGGGCAGUCGUAUCCCUCGGCCCAGUAUGAGUCAGGGCUGCAGCAGAGAGGCCAGCAGGGAGAGCAGCCGGGACACCAGCCCCAUACGCUCCUUCACUCCCCUUGCAACGCGGAGCUACUCUCGCUCCACUGGAGCUCUACACACACCUGACGCUUUUGGUGCUGCAGGAUCCGGUUUUGGCAUCAGUCAGUCUAGUCGUCUCUCUUCCUCAGUUAGUGCCAUGAGGGUCCUCAACACAGGCUCAGACGUAGAAGAGGCUCUCGCAGAUGCACUGCUGUUGGGAGACAUGCGGUCCAAGAAGAAGCCAGCACGGCGGCGGUACGAAAACUACAGCAUGUACUCUGAUGAUGACGCUAACAGUGAUGCAUCAAGCGCCUGUUCAGAGAGGUCCUACAGCUCCAGGAACGGAGGAGCCAUCCCCACCUACAUGAGACAGACUGAAGACGUAGCUGAGGUGCUGAACCGUUGUGCCAGUGCCAACUGGUCAGAGAGGAAAGAGGGGCUGUUGGGCCUACAGGCGCUGCUCAAGAACCAACGCACCCUCAGUCGGGUAGAGUUGAAGAGGCUCUGUGAAAUCUUCACCAGGAUGUUUGCAGAUCCUCACAGUAAGCGAGACUGCAGCAGGGUGUACGGCACGGCAGAAUCCGGUAUAAGCUCAGCCUCCUUCAAGAGAGUGUUCAGUAUGUUCCUGGAGACACUGGUAGAUUUCAUCCAGGUCCAUAAGGAAGAUCUGCAGGACUGGUUGUUUGUCCUGCUCACACAGCUGCUGAAGAAGAUGGGAGCUGACCUGCUGGGCUCGGUACAGGCCAAAGUUCAGAGAGCCCUGGAUGUCACACGAGAGUCUUUCCCCAAUGACCUCCAGUUUACUAUUCUCAUGAGGUUCACUGUGGACCAGACGCAGACGCCCAACCUCAAGGUGAAGGUGGCCAUUCUGAAGUAUAUUGAGACGCUGACGCUACAGAUGGAAGCUCCAGACUUUGUGAACUCCAGUGAGACUCGGCUGGCCAUCUCCCGCAUAAUCACCUGGACGACUGAACCCAAGAGCUCUGACGUCAGAAAGGCAGCCCAGUCGGUGCUAAUCUCACUGUUUCAGCUCAACACUCCAGAGUUCACCAUGCUGCUGGCAGCUCUGCCCAAAACCUUUCAGGACGGAGCCACCAAGCUGCUUCAAAACCAUCUGAAGAACACUGGCAACGCUGCACAGGCACCGAUCGGCAGCCCUCUGACGCGCCACACCCCCCGAUCUCCAGCAAGCUGGUCCAGCCCGGUCACAUCCCCCACCAACACCUCCCAGAACACCCCAUCACCAAGUGCAUUUGACUAUGACACAGAGAACAUGAACUCCGAGGACAUCUACAGCUCACUGAAAGGUGUCACUGAGGCGAUCCAGAACUUUAGCGUCCGCAGCCAAGAGGACAUGAAUGAACCAGUCCACCGGCGGGAGGGAGAGGAGGGGGACAGUGGGACAGACGGCAGAGUGUCAGACUUUAUGGACGGAGGUCGCAUGGCUCUGGACAACAAGACGUCCCUCCUCAACACUCCCCUUCUGUCCUCCAGCCCCCGAGGGGCCCGCGAUCACUUAUCAGACUCUCCCUUUAAACACAGCCGCAAAGACACCAGCAUGGAUGACUCUGAGCUUCUCACAGAUGACAGCAGCCUGGACCAAUCGGAGCUGGUGGCAGAGCUGCUGAAAGAGUUGUCCAAUCACAACGAGCGCAUUGAGGAGAGGAAGGCAGCGCUGUGCGAACUGCUGAAGCUGAUUCGCGAGAACACCCUGCAAGUGUGGGACGAACAUUUCAAGACCAUCCUGCUGCUGCUGCUGGAAACGAUGGGUGACAGAGAGCAUGUGAUCCGAACGCUGGCUCUGCGGGUGCUGAGGGAGAUUCUCAGCAAGCAGCCCUGGAGGUUCAAAAACUACGCAGAGCUCACCAUCAUGAAGGCCCUGGAGGCUCACAAAGACCCCCACAAGGAGGUGGUACGAGCAGCAGAGGAGACGGCAGCCAUGUUAGCAUUGUCCAUCAGUCCAGACCAGUGCGUCAAGGUGUUGUGUCCCAUUAUCCAGUCAGCUGAUUACCCCAUCAACCUGGCUGCCAUUAAGAUGCAGACCAAAGUGGUGGAGAGGGUUCCCCGCGAGGGCCUGAUGAGCCUGCUGCCUGAGAUAGUGCCAGGACUCAUACAGGGAUACGACAACUCUGAGAGCAGUGUAAGGAAAGCGUGCGUGUUCUGCUUGGUGGCCAUUUACGCAGUGAUCGGAGAGGAUCUCAAACCGCACCUCAGCCAACUCUCCAGCAGCAAGCUGAAGCUGUUGAAUCUGUACAUCAAGCGUGCCCAGUCUGGCUCCGGCGGCAGUGAACCCCCAUCUGAGGGCCUAUAGGAGACACAACGCCCUCCCACAGGGCAACCACAGAACUGCAACUCUGCCCACCAAACGUAAACGAGAGAUCAUGAGCUCACACCCACACAGACCGAGAACAAAACACACAUCCUAAGAACAUUUCACAGGAGCAAACUGCUUCACACGUACCUGCACUCUGGCCAGAAGAGUGACACACAUACACACACACACACACACACACACACACACACACACACACACACAGUCCUCAUACAUUUCCUGUCCCACUACAAGAUGGUAGUUGUGGUGCAGAAGAGAGGAGUGUUGUAGUUCCCCUGACCAUCGCUGAGGAUCCACCCUGAUCACAGACUGAACUGAACCCUCAAAUCUGGAUUAAACAUAAACAGAUAACACACAUUCAGUCACACCCAGGUUUGUCACUAAUCACUCAAGGAUGAAGAUAUGAAAUGUCCGUCCUCUAUCCCCAACACUACAGUAUCCCUUUGAAUAACAUCUUGAUGUCAACAGGAAGCGGUGCGUCUGCAUGGUUCUCAUUUUUAACGGGGUAAGGUUCAUAGAACAGGGCUGAGACGAACGAAUGGUACCGUCUUGUGUCUUUCUUAAACAGUGAGCAACUGGGGCCAGGUAGACAGGAAUGUAAAUUUACAUUUUGUCAUAGUUUGGAUUUAUUUUACGCAAUGAGGUUUUACUGCAGCAGGGUUUUUUUUUUUUUUUUUUAUGUCCAAGUUUUUUCUCUCUCACACACACAUUAACACACUUUCUCUCUUUCAAAAAGGUGCUGAUUAGCCUAAAAGGUACGACCAACCGACCGUGCACAGCACUAACGGGUCACAGUGGGUCAUGCCUGCUCAUAGCGAAUACAGUACACAGGCAGAUUCCAAAGUAUCGGAGGUGUUAUGUGCUUGGCUAUGCAUGAGACUAAAUUUUAAAAAGUUUUUAUUGGAGCCCUAUCGGCGGUCAGAAUAGUGUGACUGGGGUUUUAAGUUAAUGUGAACAUUGUCCGCCCCCUUUCAGAAAAAUUCAUGGUGUCCUCCCUUUCUCCCAGCUCAUCUUAGAUCAGUCCACUUCUGGGCAACAUGGGAAGGAAGAUGGGUGCGUGCUGCUUACCACAUGAAGUAUGGCAGGACAUGGCUUAUUAUCACAUAGUGGAUAUGUAUCUAUAUAUGAUAUUAAAAUGGGAUAUUCAAUAAUAACAGUGUCAUUUAGGAGAGUUCGCCCAGAGGGGUGCGCAUGUGUGCCCAUCCUUGUUUUUAUUUUCUCUUUCUCUCUCUGUUGCGCUAGCCGUAGUCUCUCUCUCUCACUUAUUUUUUCUCAGCUGAGAAAUUUGUAGAAAUGUAUCAUUUACAGCUCUGAAAAAAAUCGUCAUGUCGCCCUUUUCUCUUCUCUUCAUUGUGUCUUUCUUUCCUUCCUCUUGUAACAUUCUAGUUUUCACUGUUGUGUUUCCUCCGUGCAUUUACAAAGCUGUGCUUACAUUACAAUAAAGAACUUGUACAGACCAUGA